This is a messenger RNA of Myzus persicae (green peach aphid), 1466 nucleotides long. RefSeq names its product histone-lysine N-methyltransferase SETD1B-like. The record is from RefSeq and is a predicted model, not a curated record. Bases 116 to 1384 code for a protein of 422 amino acids. NCBI's taxonomy places the organism in Eukaryota, Metazoa, Arthropoda, Insecta, Hemiptera, Aphididae. The transcript has 3 exons.
CAGUCGGCUGUGCAAUCACAUAUUUUAUGUAAUUAAAUUUUAAUUACGUAAUCCGUACGGCAAGCCUCUCAUUCGGAAAAUAAAAUAUAAUCUUUCUUUGGCCGAUUUUUUGGAUAUGGAACCAUCAAAGCCCCCGGAUUCGAAAGACGCGACAACUAAUAGUCACGACAGUGCUUCGAAAAUGUCGAACAACGUCGAAAGUAGUCCGGCGAUAUCAAGCCAAGGACAGACAAGUUCUACGGAAAACGAUCAGGCGAUGGUUGGCCAACCACGAAAUGACAACGGCGAUGAGCAACAACCACAGCCCAACGACAUCGACGAUCAACAACCCAGGAGUGAUGCUUCCGCAAAUUCCGCUUCAAACCAACAACCACCACCAAAUCAAAUCGCGAAUGUGGCACAUUGUCUUGAGGCUCAGCAACAGCAAUUGCCGUUCAAUGAUUUCAAUCCACCGAUACCGAUGAAUGAACGCCAACUAAAUGGUCCGUUUGAUCGACCGCCCCAGGUAGGGCCACCAGAGCCACCGUUAAACCGUGGAAGGGAGAUCGACAUGGAUCCCGAUCCAAUCAUACGUAAAACUCCGCAUUUCCACUUUAUCUUUGGAGGCCAAGAAUGGACGUACAAUGAUUUAGAUCAAAAGGUAGAGAUCAGACAGGGCCAAGUGUUCCCGGUGAUUGAACGCGAACAGCUAGAGCUACAGUUGCGGAUACUCCCGCCGCCACCGUUGCGGGUACUCCCGCCGCCACCGUUGCGGGUACUCCCGCCGCCACCGUUGCCGGAACUCCCGCCGCCACCGAUGAUACAGCAACAUAUAGGUAUAAAUGAAUGCCAUCGGCUACUUAUGAAUAGUCGCCGAACCCUAGCGUUUGAUUUACCCAGACCAUUGCCGUCCAAUGAUGUCACUCCAUCUAUACCGAUGAAUGGACGCCAACUAAAUGGUCUGUUUGAUCAACCACCUUACUUAAUGCCAGCACUACCGCCGUUAGUCUCAAGAAGGGAGGUUGAGCCAGGGAUUUUCGAGGAAAUUUACUCACACAGAGCAGAGCCAUACAGAGCGCGUACCAUGUUUGGCCGACCUAGAUGUAUGUGUCAAGACUUGGUGCAUUACAACCGUGGAAAUGGUCAAAUGAUAACUGUGAUAAUGAAUACUCCUAAUCUGUCCCAACGAUUUAGCAUGACAACUUACCGAUUGACACCUUUUGUAGACUUAUUCAAGGCAUACCAUGGUUUCACCCGGCAGCCUCGCAAUGCUGUCUUCGUUGCAGGUGGAAAAAGAUUGAGACCAUACGAAACACCCAUAAGUAUCGGGAUGAAGGACAGAGACAAUAUAUACGUUUUUCUUGCAUUUAGAGUCCGCAGAUCAAAAAACAAAUGUUCCAAUUAAUAUCUACGCUUGUCGCUUAAUAAAUAAACCUCAAAUGCUCAAACCAACAUCACACAAAUUUUUUUUUAUUAUCACUGCUAAA